Messenger RNA from Dromiciops gliroides (monito del monte), 1295 nucleotides. RefSeq names its product deoxythymidylate kinase (gene DTYMK). Gene Ontology annotation, biological process: dTDP biosynthetic process; dUDP biosynthetic process; dTTP biosynthetic process. Gene Ontology annotation, molecular function: ATP binding; dTMP kinase activity. Gene Ontology annotation, cellular component: cytosol; mitochondrion; cytoplasm. The transcript has 5 exons. NCBI's taxonomy places the organism in Eukaryota, Metazoa, Chordata, Mammalia, Microbiotheria, Microbiotheriidae. The record is from RefSeq and is a predicted model, not a curated record. The coding region runs from base 219 to 857 and encodes 212 amino acids.
GCGAGGAGUCGGGAGCAUGCCUGAAGCUUGCGGGAGUCUCUCUUCCCCCUCCCGGACACCCACGUGCGCCAGCAGGAGCAGGGCACUGAGCGUGCGCAGCCCCCGCCCGCGCUCCGCCCUCCCUCCCCCCCAGCCGAGCGUGAGGCUAUAAAGUCAAAUGUGGAGCCAUUUGGCGGGAAGAAGAGACGUAGCUAGGCUAAAGGAGUAGUUGUGCGGCCAUGGCGGGGCGGCGCGGAGCGCUCAUCGUGUUGGAGGGCAUGGAUCGCGCAGGGAAGACUACCCAGUGCCGGAAACUUGUGGCGGCCCUGCUGGCGUCCGGACACCCGGCCGAGCUGCUCAGGUUCCCAGAGAGAUCCACAGAAAUCGGCAAACUUCUGAGCUCUUACCUGGAGAAGAAGAGCAACAUGGAAGACCACACGGUGCAUCUCCUUUUCUCUGCAAACCGCUGGGAACAGGUACCGCUGAUUAAAGAAAAGCUAAGCCAAGGCAUCACGCUGGUUGUGGACAGGUAUGCCUUUUCUGGCGUCGCCUUCACAAGCGCCAAAGAGAAUUUUUCGCUAGAGUGGUGUAAGCAGCCUGAUGUGGGGCUCCCAAAGCCAGACCUCAUCUUCUUCCUUAAGCUGAGCUCUGGGGAAGCGGCGAAGCGGGGAGACUUUGGCAAGGAGCGCUACGAAAACAACGCUUUCCAGGAGAAAGCUCUGCAGCGUUUCUACCAGCUCAUGAAAGAUGAUACAUUAAACUGGAAGACCAUCGAUGCUUCUCAGAGCAUAGAAGACUUACACACAGAGAUUUACUCCCUCUCUGAAGAGACGAUUGAAACAGCCCGAGAGACGCCCGUGGGAGAGUUAUGGAAAUAGAGAUGGGGCCACCUGCUCUCUCUGCUCAGCAGGAAGGAGGGAGCUUGCUCCAGCACGGCCUCCCAGAAGAAAAUGCUGAUGUCUGAGAGCUUAAAAAGACCGCCGUGGCCGUUGUGUGGCCGUACGUGAUAUCAGAAGGCCUAACCUGGAGGUUCUUCAUCCGAGCUGAGACCACGGCCAUCCUUGUGAGGACCAGAACAAGGCAUGAAGAAGAUGGUGGCCCAGAAUCGCCUUUCAGGGCCGCGGAUGGGACAUUUGUUUUUUGCUGAGCCAAAAAAGUGGUUUAAGAUUUCUUCCAAAUCUAGAACUAGAGAAAACUCAUUCUCCUUUCUCGUUAGCCCUGUUCAGCUCCUUUUGCAUCCUUGUUUUCAAUUGAGAUCAUAGAAGUAUUAGUGAAAUAAAUGAAUCGUUUGGUCUGGUUUCCUCUAUUUUAGGGUC